Messenger RNA from Diaporthe citri, 1671 nucleotides. RefSeq lists its product as uncharacterized. NCBI's taxonomy places the organism in Eukaryota, Fungi, Ascomycota, Sordariomycetes, Diaporthales, Diaporthaceae. The record is from RefSeq and is a predicted model, not a curated record. Bases 1 to 1671 code for a protein of 556 amino acids. The transcript has 4 exons. Gene Ontology annotation, molecular function: ATP binding; ATP hydrolysis activity.
AUGCCAGGGGCGGAGGAAGACUCAGAAAUUUCUCCAACUGGUGGGCAAUUACAUGAGUCCAUCUCAUCAAGAAAAAGCAUACAGCGGAUUAAUGAGGCGAUGCCCGAGUCCACCAUAUUGACAGGAGUGGGCAUCGUCACCACAGACGAGAGGGGGAUUGAAAAUACAAUCGACGAGGCAUUCUGGGACAAAUCGCCUACGGUCUCAACUGCUAAAUUUGCUUUACUGGUCUCUUGGUACGACGGUACUAUGCAGGUGACUGUGCAAAGCCGAUUCUUGGUAUCGGUCAUCAUGGGAAUCCUUCCUCGCACAAAUCCAAUGGGUAUAAGGAAGCGACAUGAUUCACUAUCAUUCGGCGAACCUUUCAGUCUAUUAUACUGGUUCUACGACAAUAUCCUCCCGGAUGCAAGUGACUCAGGAAGCCUCAAAGGGGAUGAUUCUCGAGAUCUGGACAUUUUGCGGCGCUGGUACGAAAAGAAUCUUUUAGCGCAGCAUGUUGAUAUCCGAAACACCAUCAACUCUGGCUAUGUGACCUUUGACCUCCUAUGGGCGCUCUACCAGCCCAACGACACUGUUUAUACUCGGGAUGAGUUCCAGCAGCCGCAGCUUCAUAUUGUUUCGUUUACAGAAUAUGCUGAGCUCAGCAAUAGAUAUCAUAGGUCCUCCUACGGUCGUCCUCAAAUGGCCUUUCAGCUCACACUGUUGCAUCAGGAUUGGGAUUCAUCAGUCCAAGCAUUCAAAACCGUGGAAGUGAAGGUUAUAAUCUACCUUUACGCUGGUUCUCGUCGUAUUUCAGACCUCGACGUUUAUCCGUUGCGAUACGUAUCAGAAGACAGGCAAGAUCUCCUCGCCAGCUUGGAAGCACGCGGUCGACGAUGGAAAUCCCUUGUUACUCAGCCCUCAUAUAUGGUUCAUAAGGGUCCAGCCAGAAAGUUGGACGGAGCCAAUGGCGGAACACGCAAACAUCUUGACGAACGGCUCAUUAUCGACCACUCUGGAUAUGCACUUUACCGAGAGCAGCGUGACAGCCGCUUUCUUAGCUCGAGGAUAUCCCAAGACGCGCUUUCAGUAGAUACCGAAGGCUCUGAUGAUUUCCAGGACGAACAGGACCCUUCAGACGACUCUUCGGCCCUUCCAGCGCAGUUUUGUCCGAGUACGGUGAGAGCGUGUUCGCCUCUCACAAUGAGGUGGUUCACUGUCACCAUAGAAAAUCUAACAGAGAUUGUGUGGGCAAAAGACUCCGCGAAGGCUCUUGUGAUGGCAGAUUCUAAGACCAAGGACACACUUGCGAAGUUGAUCCAAGCACACAUGAGUGCAGAUGCGAACAACGCACCGAGCGAUAUCAUUGAGGGCAAGGGUCAGGGUCUGGUCAUUGUGCUACAUGGUCCGCCGGGCGUUGGCAAGACGCUGACAGCUGAGAGCAUGGCUGAGGUGUCGGAGAAGCCGCUGCUGACGGUGGAUGUUGGCCAGCUUGCCUUUGAGCGAGAAGUCGACAGGCGCCUGAGAACAAUCUUUGAGCAAGCUGUCCGAUGGGGUGCCGUAUUGCUUCUAGACGAAGCUGACGGCGUGCUUGAAAAGAGAUCAUGGGAGAACCAUGCACGGAAUGCAAUCGUAUCCGGUAAGCAUUCCUCCACACUUGAACAAUGUGGCUAUGGACACGCCUUUGAUUGA